CUUUCUCCGCUCUUCAUUCUGUCAAUAUCUCUCUCUCUUUCUUUUUUUUUUCUUUUUUUUUUACCCGCUGUCACCACUAAAUUCGGAUUGGGUCAGAAUCCCUGUUCCCAUUGCUCUGUGUGGUGGGGUGAAGCUCAGCUCAGUUUCUGUAAAGUCAUCUUCCGGCAAAUGCAUCAUCUCGCUUGCACUUUUUGAAGAUGAACAUGCGUCCAGAAAAAUCUACUGCACCGCCAUCUAGACGAUCAUGAGUAGCGACAUGCGCCAAGCUUCCGGGAGUAGCAAAGCUAAACGACGACUAAUCGACGCCGACGAAGAUAAUAGAUCGAUUGCUACCGCAGAUGAGAAUGCAUCCAAUCCCAAGAGACAGCGUGUCUCGCGCGCCUGUGACAGCUGUCGAUCGAAAAAGGAUAAAUGCGACGGGGUCCAACCCGUAUGUUCGACCUGCGCUUCGCUGUCCAGACCCUGCACCUACAAGGCCAAUCCCAAGAAGAGGGGGUUACCAACUGGGUACAUUCGCACCCUCGAGUUACUAUGGGGGCUCGUGUUCUGCAAGAUAAAGGGUAGUGAAGAUGUGGUGCGCGCCUUAUUGAAGGCAACCAAUAUGCCGAGUCAUUUGUCUACAAUGGGCAAGGAGGCUGAGGGAUCCGACACACUUCUCUUCUCGUGGAAGAACAGCGCCGUACUUAGAGAUGUCGAGCGAAUGUUGACACUCUUGGAGCAGCCGGAGGAUGAACAAGAUAAAGAGCAACGAGCACCUGGGGAUGGUGAUUCACCUCAGGAUGCAGAGGGUAGUAGUGUACUCUCGUCAGAUACCCUUGAGUGGUGUAUGCCUGAAGGGCUAGGGGACGGCAGGGAAAAUCCAUUGGCUGCAGGACAAUCGCCAGUUAAAACACCUAUAAUUGGAUCAACCGCAAAAAGCCAUCUGACACGCAAUACCCGAGACUCUGGCAGCCAAACUUUCUCCCUGAGAGAUGCGGCGGAGGACCCGAGAAUACUAAUUACUCAUUCACCAUCUCAGUCUCAGCCUGGCCUCAACCCCUCUGGUGGUGCUUUGAUACACCCACCACGUCUCCCCUCUAACGCUUGGGCAUUGAUCGACAUAUAUUUUACCUACACACAGUGUUGGUUUCCAAUACUAGAAAAACAUGAUGUACUUCGGACUGCGUUUAGUCACUCUGAGGGUGAAACAUCUGUUUCGGCUUCAUCUGCUGGUUCCGGCAACCAUGCAGCAUUAUGGGCAGUUCUAGCUCUUGCGUCUAUCCAGGAGGCUUCAAUUACUGCAACUCGUCAGCUACCGCAAAUUUCGAGCGACCGGCCAAAUCCCAAGCAGCUGUAUGCAACAGCCAAGAGUCUACUUCCGGAGGAGGAAGGCGUCCAUGAUAUUGGUCAUGUCCAAGCGUUAUUGAUCUUAUCGCUUAUCAAACUUGGUCAACAAGAAUGGACAGCUGCAUGGAUGCUUGUAGGACAUGCCGUUCGCAUUUCACAAUGUUUGAGAUUUGAUCGCCCUCCUAGCACCCUACCGCCCAAUGGGGAUGCGGUUAAGGGGUCGGGACGAACAAAGCAUGUGCUUCUAGGCUGUUUUGUGCUUGAGACUGUGAUUGCCAUGCAAACUGACCAGGUGCCGUCAUUGCGCAAGAGCGACUUGAUAAAGAUUGGCCCAAUCAACGAGGAUGGUCUGGAAGAAUGGCAUCCUUGGGAGGAUCAGACUGGUAUCCGACCGGUAGAGUCAUCACGGAGCAACUUCCAUCGCGGGCCGCUCCAUGCCUUAAGCGCCUUCAACCGUCUUAUCUCGUUGGUAUGCAUUUUGAACGACGUGUGCUGCCUUAAACAGUCCACAACCGGUUCUGCUCCACAACUGGAGGCGCUGGAGCGCCAGUUACAAAUUUGGAUCUCGGCUCUUCCUAAGAGUUACCGCGUCGAUGUGCAAGCGAAUUCGACGAAGCCAGCCUCGCCUCACAUUUUCGGACUUGAAAUGAUGUAUGAAUGCAUUACUGCUACUCUAAGCCUGCAAUUCGCAAUUCAGAAAUACGAUACCAACAUACAGGAGGAAAUACACAAAGAACGUGCGACAGAAAGCUGCAAAAGAUUACUAUUAUUACUUCAAACAUAUAUGGAGACUUAUAGCCUUUCAGCAACUUUUCCUACUUUUGGUAUGAUACUCUCACUUAGUGCUUUUCAGGAAGGUGAGAGACGUAACUCGUCAUUAUUGUUUGAUCUUGAGUCUGGCUUGAAGCACAAAUUGCGAUCAUUUGCCUCACAUCUUGGGACUGUGUGGCUUAUCCAAGAGAAAGAUACUGCGAGGAUGCACUUAAGAGAGACGACACCGAGUGCGUCAGCAACCCAGCGACAACGAAGCCUGAACCCUAUAGCCUCAGCCGAUCAGAAUUCUUUCCGCCUUUCUGAAAUGCCAUCUUCAGGAAAUGCAACAAAGAGAGUUGGAUUAGUAGACAACAUUCAUUUAGAUAUUGGCGCAGCUGAUCCAUUCCUUUCGAAUUCUUGGAUGCGAACGACAUCAACUGUCGAGGACAAUGCCGUGUUGUCCUUGCCACCACCCACACCGUCGGUGAGCAUUAAUCGGGGGGUUACGGAAACUUUACAACAAGUCUCCCAGCCCAGAGAGUCUGCUUCGCAUAAGCAACGCGCUUCCAUAUCUUCGUCUACAAGGCAAAUGAAUGGAGCGUCUUCACUGCCAGACUUGACUCCAUUUCCAUCUAUACAAUAUCCAACUCCUUAUAGUGAGCCGAAUCAUAACCUUGGCUCCUUUCUCGAUAUCGAUGGAUACGGGUCUCUCCAACGACCAAGGAUUGCUCCUGACCUUGACGCAUUAUUCGAUGAAUUAGCGUCGUUGGAUGGUACCGAAAAAACGGAUAACCAACCUGAGUUUAUGCAAAAUUUGGGAUUUGUCCCAGACGCUGGAAUACCAGAACUAUACUCAUAUUCCAGCCAGGUAGAGCCUUUCCUUUUGACCCAGACACAACAGUUACCAAUUUCCGACCCUUCAGUGGUACUACGACGGGAGUCUCAACUAAUGAAUAAGCCGCAACCAAACUCGCGAAAUAAAUCUUGAAAACUAAACAGUACCGAGCGAGGCUUUUGAUUGAAUCCAAAGAGGUCUGAGUCCUCGAAUUGUCCACCUAGAUAUAAUUGCCCGCUGGUGGCAUCGGUUUAAAGUGCCAAACGAUGGGCUGGCCGUUGCAGUGCAAUGGCUGCUCAGUAAAGGGCUACGAGGAGGCCAUGUAUAGCGUUGUUUUUCUACAUUUAUUUCUUGGCUGUAUAUAUUAGUGCGUACAUACUUUUCCAUCGGUGCAUGGUAUGGAGGAUGACCUAGCCGAUGUGCAAAUUGACCAAUACUUGCAGUGGGACAUUUACACAUUAGGCUAUACAAUAAUGCCCAGGUUUUCA
Messenger RNA from Aspergillus alliaceus, 3402 nucleotides. RefSeq names its product putative C6 transcription factor QutA. Bases 245 to 3067 code for a protein of 940 amino acids. Gene Ontology annotation, biological process: DNA-templated transcription; positive regulation of transcription by RNA polymerase II. The record is from RefSeq and is a predicted model, not a curated record. Gene Ontology annotation, molecular function: DNA-binding transcription factor activity, RNA polymerase II-specific; DNA binding; zinc ion binding. The transcript has 3 exons. NCBI's taxonomy places the organism in Eukaryota, Fungi, Ascomycota, Eurotiomycetes, Eurotiales, Aspergillaceae.